Messenger RNA from Entrophospora sp. SA101, 1443 nucleotides. NCBI's taxonomy places the organism in Eukaryota, Fungi, Glomeromycota, Glomeromycetes, Entrophosporales, Entrophosporaceae. The record is from the annotation of a GenBank genome assembly.
AUGUCAAGAUCGAACGAUAAUAAUAAUGAAAAGAUAGAAGUUGAUUUACAAACCAAUUUACGGCGAUUUGAUGAACAAUUUUCGAAAGAAGUUAAAGAAAUUAUUGAUAAGAUAAUUCCUAAUAAAAUUCUUGAAUUAAAUCGAUUGAAAAGACCCAGAAAAGAUUCGAUUGAUAAAUUUGAAGAGGAAAUUGACCAAAGUCAAGAAUCUAUUAUUCGAAUGAGCCAAGAAUCUGUAGAUAUAAAUACAUUUCCCAAUAGUAAAAACAUCAUUAAUAUUAAUGACAAUACAAUUUUUCAAGAAAAAAAAUAUUUGAGAAUUAAAGAAUUGCAUGAAUUAUUGGAAAAAGAAGCGCAUCAUCUUUCGAUAUAUUGUUGCAAGAUUAGAGUUUGGAUUACUUUGAAAAUUCCAAGUUUCAAAUGCAACAACAACAACGACAAUGAAUCGAUUAUAUCUGCUAUGCAAGAUGCAUAUAUGUCGCUUCCUUCUAUCCAAAGAGUUUUUCUUGAAUCUAUUUCAUCCGUUGAUCGAGAUGGGCAUUUUGUGAUUGUUGACGGUAUUCAAACAUUUUAUAAACUAUCAAUUCCUCAAAAUCAACAUGGGUUACUUGAAGACAAUGUUAAUCAUAACAAGCCUGUGAUUGUGUGUCUUCAUCAAGUAUUUGGAAAUCUUUACACUUGGAAACAUCAGAUGCAACCACUAGCAGAUGCUACAGGCUGUCAUGUUAUAGCUUACGAUAGACCUGCUUUUGGUUUUACUGAGAGAAUAACUCAAUGGGAAGAAGGAAAAAAUCCAUACACACAAGAAGCUGCUUGUGAAUUUCUUUUGAAGUUCUUAUCAAGUACUGGUUAUGGUGGUAGGAGAUUUGUAUUUAUGGGAUCAUCUGCUGGUGCUGCAAUUUCUUCCUAUGUUGCAAUAAAAUAUCCACAAAUUGUUUAUGCUUUAAUUUUAAUUGCCCCAUCUUUAAAAGCUGAAGAUCAAGGUCCACCACCAAUCUCGUGUACAAUUUUAGGGACAUUCCCUGGAAGAUUGUUUCUUAAAGCAGCUUUAUAUAAAAACCUUCCAAUGUUAACAUUAUAUAAUGAUGUAAACACAAUUAGCGAUUGGGAAACUGUGGUUAAACCUUGUUAUAGAACGCCGUUAACCCUGCCAAAUUUUUACGAAGCAGCAUCAUACAUAAUGAGAUACUUUAUUCCACUUGAAAUUCUACCACAUAAACACAUCCUACAAAGAUUACCAAUUUUAUACAUAACAGGAGAAAAUGAUAAAUAUACAAGUUUUGAAAACCAUCAACAGAUAUUUGAAGAUUUAAGAUCGAAUUCACCACCUAAUGCCAUAUUACAAUUUAAAGGGAUAGCAGAAUGUGGUCAUCUUCCCCAGGAUGAAAAACCUCAAGAAGUUUUAAGGUUAUCAAUAGAAUUUUUGAGAAAUCUUGGUCUUUGA